AUGUCUGAAUUGUUAAUUGAUCCACCAGACGAUGUUACGAAAUGGAACAUUGUGCCUAGUCAGCGUGACAUUUUGCGGUCUGAUGAAGUCUUCCUUCGGCCCAAUUUUGUAGGCCGAUCUUAUCCGGAUCUGGAAACGUACGUGGACGUACAAUUUCGUCUCCUGGCAGAAGAUUUUGUGCAGCCGCUUCGACAUGGAGUAGCAAAAUUACUCUCGGGAAAAUAUCAACCUCGAGACGUUCAUGAGUUGCGUAUUUAUGAAAAUGUCACCUUUAAACGAGGCGGACUUGUCCAGGAUCGACGAAGGGUGGUUCCGGAGCGGGAAUCAUCAUGGCGUAUCUACACUGUUAAUUUUAAGCAGCUACCGAGAGUCAACUGGAUCACAAGUCGGAGACUCAUUCACGGAUCGCUCGUUUGUCUUUGGGAUCCAACAUCAAACGAUUUAAUCGUAGCCAGCGUUGCACACAGUCACCCACAGGCAUUGGCUAGAGGCCAAGUUAUGUUAGCGAUUGAAUCCUUAGAUGAGCCAGACCACUUCCUCAAGAAGACGUACAUCAUGUUAGAAGCAGUGAUAUUCUUUGAGCCUUAUCGAGCUGUGCUUCAAGUACUGCAGAAGUUUACCAAGGAUUCUUUCCCAAUGCUUCCCUAUUUCCUUGGCACCCAGACGGAUCACACACCUCCGUCUUAUAUAACACAGUUUUUUACUUACGUCCUGCCCAACAGUGAAGGCUCGUCUCUAGGCAUUGAAAACCUGACUGAUUUUUCUGCGUGGCCAAGUGCAAUCAAAUUAGGCUUAGACAAGAGGCAACACGAAGCUCUGUACACGGCUCUUACCAGCCGAGUGGCUUUGAUUCAAGGGCCACCUGGAACCGGGAAGACUUUUUUAGCCCUCCGAAUUCUACAAACGUUGCUGGCCAAUAAAAGCUUUUGGCAAGGAACAAAUUAUGGAGAACAAAGUGCAAAAUCGCAAAUUUCCACGUGCGGAAUUAUUAGUAGGCGUCAAAGUUGGCACGUUAAAAACAAAAUUUUCUGGGAGAACUACUUGGGAGAUUGGCGCGAUGAUCGAGCCCCUGUUGUCGUCAUCUGCUUUACGAAUCAUGCCCUCGAUCAAUUUUUGGAAGGUGUCCUUCGUUCGACCGAUAAAAUAAUAAGAAUUGGAAGCCAAUCCAAAUCGCCCAUCUUGGAGAAUUUCUCUUUGCUGAAAGUGAAAUCCAAAGUCAGGGAGGCUCAGAAUAACGGACCGUAUUCAGAGACGAACUAUCUUUAUUAUUUUCACAAAAUGAAAAAGCUUCGAGUCAAUAUGGAGAUGCAAAUUGGUUUUAUCCAACAAAAUAUUCGCAAAACUUAUUCUGAGAUCUUCCAAAUCGCUGACCUGAAACGACGAGGUGUCAUCAGCGCUGAAAUUUGCCAUGUCUUUGAGAAAGCCGAAAGACAUUGGGUCAGGCGCAAACGUAAAGAAAAUGUUCUGGAAUGGUGGUUAGGCUGGAAUAACCACCGUCAACUUCUCAAAGUAUUCCGAGAGACGCGAAUGGAAAAUCGAAACCAAAUGUGUGAAGUGUUCGCUGUCAUUACGGCGGAUAAAAGCGAUUCAGCCGAUGAUCAACAUCUAGAAGACAAUUGUGAAGAAUCCGAUUUGACCGCUAUUGAUUCAGUUGAGGACAUCUUUAUAGAUGACGAAGACUUUCAAGAAGAGCUUCGUGUAGCGCAAGAAAAAACGAAAUUAAAAACUACGCCUGAUGAAGGCUCUGAGAAAAAAGACACAAAAUUACAUUUUGACAAGACGGCAGUAACUUUAGAAGAGGGAACGCUCAUCGAUUUUGCAAAUAAUCAAUUGCACCGAAUGGAAAGAAUUAAAUUGUUUAAUGAACUCAAAGGCCAAGCCCUAGCAGCCCUUUGUCGAACUGCCGACGUCAUUGGCAUGACAACCACUGGAGCAGCCAAAAACCGCUUGCUACUGGAGUCACUUAAAGCGAAAAUUGUUAUAGUGGAAGAAGCAGCCGAAGUGCUUGAAACGCAUAUUGUUUGUUCACUGACACCUGAUUGCCAGCAACUGAUUAUGAUUGGGGACCACCAGCAGCUACGACCGUCAGUAAACGUGUACGACCUAGCGAAAAAAUAUCAACUGGAUGUGUCGUUAUUUGAACGACUCAUCUUGGGCGGCCUGAAAGCUGUUAGACUGGGCGUACAGCACCGAAUGCGACCCGAAGUAGUGCGACUCAUCGUUCCUGCCAUCUACGAAGAAUUGGAAAAUCACUCUACCGUCUACGAUCACCCCCAUGUUCCGGGAAUGCAGCACGAUGUCUUCUUUUACCAUCACAACUAUCCGGAGCAGGAAGACGGAAGUAGCUUUUACAAUCGUCAUGAAGUCGAUAUGUCUCUCCGAUUGGCUAUUUAUCUCAUCCGUGAACAGAAAAUCUCUCCCCAACAAAUCACCAUCUUGGCCACAUACACCGCCCAGCUUCAUCAGUUUUUGAAUUCGCGCAAAUCUUACGCAUUACUAGCGGAUGUCCGUAUAACGGUCGUCGAUAAUUUCCAGGGCGAAGAAAACGAUGUCAUUAUUCUUUCGCUGGUGCGAAAUAACAGCCGGAACUCUGUCGGCUUCCUCCGCACUGCUAAUCGUGUUUGUGUAGCAUUGUCUCGUGCCCGAAACGGCCUCUACAUUCUCGGGAAUAUUCGAAUGCUAGCUAAUGCAAGCCCUGUCUGGGCUGACAUGGAGAAAGUGUUGAAAGAACACGACCAAAUCGGCGAGGAGAUUCCACUGCGAUGUGACCGCCACCAUGAAAUCGUCCGUAAAGUCAAACGGUCCAAUGAUUUCCCUAUCGGAUCGUUUUGUCGCGAGUUGUGCGGUGCAGAGCUUCAGUGCGGCCACCUUUGCAAAAUCAUCUGUCACCCGGAUGAACUACAUACAAGCAGUUGUCCCGAAAUAAUCACCAAACUAUUGGCCUGCGGACAUAGCUAUUCUGGGCCCUGCUCAAGAAAUUCCGAAAACGUGUCCUGCCCAGAGUUUGUGAUCGUGACCAAGGAACCGUGCAUGCACGAAUUUAAAAUUCCAUGUUCCAAGCUACAAAAAGGCGAGUUCCCAGGCUGUCCUUUCCCGGAGAUGAAGAAACUUCCUUGCGGACACAUCCAGCAGCUUCCGUGCUCUACGCCACUGGAUGCCUCUCUCUGUGAUACGCAAGUGGAGUUUGAGAUGUCGUGUUUGCACCUGAAAACAAUUCGAUGCGGUUUGCCAGCAGACGAUCGACAAAAGCUAGCUGCUUACUGUACGGAGCUGGUGCGUAAGAAACUUUUAUGUGGCCAUCCGAAAUGGAUGAAAUGCAAUGAAGAUCCGACGGAAUUCGACUGUGGCGUUGACGCUGAACGUCUUCUGGAUUGCGGGCAUCUUUUCCAGUAUGCAUGCCCCGGGAAAUCCAUGGAUGCUUUUAUUUUAUCUUGUGAGCGCACUGUCGAUCAACAAAUGCCAUGUGGCCAUACGCAGAAAAUUACGUGUUCUAAACCGCUUACACGGUGCCUUGAAGAAAUCGUUCGAGUUCUCGAAUGUGGGCACAGCGUUAAAAGCGCUUGCUGGAACACGACACCAACCUGUACGGCGAUUGCAGAGAAGACAUUGGCGUGCGGCCACCAGCAGUCUGUCCAAUGCAAUAUCGACUCGGUUGUUUGCAUCCAACUGUCCAAAGUCCUUCAUCCCGUUUGUUCGCAUUUACAAUUCGUUCCCUGUUUGAUGACCAAAGAUGAAACUUAUUUGGGCAACUUGAAAUGCAAAACGGAGGCAUUGAAAAUGCUAAACUGUGGGCACGAAAUUCUGUUUCCUUGUUCCCAGGACAUCGAUGAAAACGUUGUCUGUACUUCCUCGAUUAGUUUUACGCUUCCGUGUAACCAUACGGUCAAAAUUCCAUGCAUUUCGAGUGAUAGCACGAAAGGAGAAAUGCAGAAAAAGGAGAAAUGCAAAGCGAAAUGCAGAGCCCCUCUUGAUUGUGGCCAUGGUUGUUUGCUGCGUUGUCACGACCAGGCAAUUGCGCAUGUUUGCAAUCAAAUAGUUUCAAAACAACUGGAAUGCGGUCAUUAUACGGAAAUGCAGUGUUCCCGCCAACCGUUCGAUGAGGUAGUCUGUCGCGUACCCGUCUCCGUUCAACGUGCUUGCCGUCAUGCGUGGAUGACCGAAUGUGUGAAUAGGUCUUCGAAAGACGUGCCCGUCUGUCGUGAACUAAUAAAGAAAAAAUUGCCCUGCAAUCAUUUGGCAUUGGUUGAAUGUUCCGCAUCGACUGACGAAAUUUUCUGCAACGAGAAAUGCGAACAUGUCCUGGAUUGUCAACACAGUGUACCUACUAAAUGUGGAGUAUCGCUGAAUAAGAGGAAAUUGUUGACCUGCAGGGUUAUGGUGGAGAAGGAGGUCCCGAAAUGCGGUCAUAAAGUCACGAUUGAGUGUGAAAAGCAAGUGUCCAAAUACGACUGCCAACAAGAAGUCGAGCUGGAACAGAUAAGGCUUUCUUGUGGUCAUUCUUUACGAGCGGAAUGUCGACUUCGUUAUGCUGAUAAAACUGCCAUUGUGGAAGCUACGAUGAAAGCGGCAAAGUGUCUUGGUCGUUGCCGAGCAAAACUCAGUUGUGGUCACCAAUGUACCGCACGCUGUCACGAAUGCCAGGCAAACGGACUCCAUUCAGUCUGCACUCAGCGUUGUAAUCGUGCUCUUAUAUGCGGGCAUAUGUGUGAAGCCAAAUGCACUAAAGUGUGUCCUCCGUGCAAGAAACCUUGCGGAUACCAAUGCUCACAUCAAAAGUGUUCAGCAUCAUGUGGCGAUGAAUGUUUCAUGUGCAUGGAAACUUGUGGCUGGAAAUGCCAGCACGCGAAAUGCACCCAUCCCUGCUACGAAUUUUGCAAUCGGGAACCUUGUGACGAGCCUUGUCACAAAACCCUACCUUGUGGUCAUCGAUGUGACAGCGUCUGCGGUGAAAAUUGCCCGCAAAAAUGUUUGUCUUGUUCUGGUAACAAAAUACCAAACUUCAAUCAGAGAUCCAGGUACAUUUAUCUGGAAUGCGACCACUGGAUCAAAUUGAAGGAAAUGGACGAGUGGGUGAAUCGAAAGGAUGAGAGUGAAGAGCCCAUCCGCCAAAUCCGUUUCCCUUCGUGUCCGCAGUGCAGAAAGGCGAUCCGACAGUGUUUCCGCUAUGGUGACCAAAUCAAAGCCUUCCAUUUGGAUUUGAUUGGCAUAAAAUGGGUCUUUGUCAAGGACGACACGAUCCGCGUUGUCGAAAAAAUCAAGCAAGCACUGAACAAAUGGAAACCGCAAAUAGCGGAAACAGAAGAUGACGACCGCAUCAAGUCAACUUUUUUUCGUCUAGAGUGUCGUUCUAAGUGCAACACUUUGAGUAGCGAUCAACGUUGGGACCUGAUUUAUCGGAUUCAGUUAAUCUACCUAAUGUCUUGCAUGCGCAACGAUUCAAAGAAGAAAUACGCGAUGAAAAAGAACGGGAAAAAAGAAGAAUUUAAUCUAAACGAGUCGUCAGUGGAACACAUUCUGUGCGAGAUUUCCAGCGCAUUCCUCUACAUGGAGAAAAAUUCGAAUUCUGGAUAUGGAUACUAUUUCGACUUGUUCAUUGCCUUGAAACGGAUGGAUUUGUAUCGACAAUACUACGCUGUCAAUUCCCUGUCGGAAAGACUCCCGAAAUCCAGUCGCGUCAAUCAGAGGCAACUAGAGGAAGUCGCCCAACUACUAAACGCCAAUCAACAAUUGACCGAUGCUGAAGAAAACUUCCUUGCGAAUUGGUUCGAAGAAAAAUCGGCUUUUUACGGGAUUAAUUUAACGAGUUCAUUUAAUCGUGCUAACGUCCAGCUCGUACAACGUCUCGACAUGAGCAAAGAAACGUGGUACAAGUGCACUCGAUCGUUUUGUGAGGCGGUCUUCUCCAAAACAUGCGACAAAAAAUGUCCCGAAUGCUUGGAAGAAAUUGAGGCUUGAUUCAGUUAAGUUUUUUAAUUAUUGUUUAAGUUGUUUAACUGCCGUAGUUCCAUUUGCUUUAUGUUUAAUUAUUUAC
Molecule: messenger RNA, 6031 nt
Organism: Daphnia pulicaria
Lineage: Eukaryota; Metazoa; Arthropoda; Branchiopoda; Diplostraca; Daphniidae
Product: NFX1-type zinc finger-containing protein 1-like
Exons: 16
Coding region: 1-5955 (1984 amino acids)
Biological process (GO): regulatory ncRNA-mediated heterochromatin formation
Cellular component (GO): nucleus; nuclear RNA-directed RNA polymerase complex
Molecular function (GO): zinc ion binding; helicase activity
Source: RefSeq, a predicted model, not a curated record